Molecule: messenger RNA, 1811 nt
Organism: Effrenium voratum
Lineage: Eukaryota; Dinophyceae; Suessiales; Symbiodiniaceae
Source: the annotation of a GenBank genome assembly
AGAGUGGCUCAGUCUCAAGCGGGUCCCGGGCGACGUCCACCCAGCGAAGAUGAAGAUGGUGAAGACUGGCCUUGCUCUCCUGGGGGCCGUGCUGUGUGCUGCUUCCGAAGAAUCGCUGCAGGAGCGUGUCGCAGCCUUGGAGAGACUGCUGGCGCAGCAGGAGCAGCUUUUGGACCAGCAGAUGCAGCAACUGCAGAGCUCCGAGCGCCGCCUCCAACUGGAUGAUUUGCCUCCCAGCAUCCACGGGGCCACCACAAACGUCACCCGGGCCUACACGGCGAGCGAAGAGGUGAAAGGCGCCCUGGACCACAUGUGGCUCAUCGUCUGCGGUGCCAUGGUGAUGUUCAUGCAGGCCGGCUUCGCCAUGGUGGAGUCCGGCUGCUGCCGCGCCAAGAACGUGCAGAACAUCUUGCUCAAGAACUUGUCGGACGUUUGCGUCGGCACCAUCGGGUGGUGGUUCAGUGGCUGGGCCAUCGCCUACGGCGGCCCAAUGAAGGACGGCCUGCUCGAGAACGGCUUCAUGGGCCACGAGCAAUGGUUCGGCAUCGGCUUCGUUGGGUACAAGCAGGACGGUCAGUUGGAGCCCACCACGGGGAUGCUGAACUGGUUUUUCCAGUGGGCCUUCUGCUCGGCCGCCGCCACCAUCGUCUCCGGCGGCGUGGCGGAGCGCGUGAGCUUCGGCGGCUACGUGUGCUACUCCUUCCUCAUGACGGCUUUCGUGUACCCGGUGAUUGUGGCCUGGACUUGGGGCUACGGAUGGCUGGCCAGCAUCAACUCCGCCGGCUUCAUGGAUUUUGCCGGCAGCGGUGUGGUGCACAUGACAGGCGGCGUGGGCGCGCUGGUGGGCGCCGUCAUUGCGGGGCCCCGCACUGGGCGCUUCGAGAAUCCGGAGCAGUUCGGACCCCACAGCUUGCCCUUGAUGGUGCUGGGCACCUUCAUUCUGUGGUUUGGCUGGUAUGGGUUCAACUGCGGGUCCACCUUGGGCAUGAACUCCAUCAGCUCAGGCUUCAUGGCGGCGCAGGUGGCAAUGAACACCACCAUCGCAGCGGCCACCGGGGGCCUCGUUGUCUUCAUCCUGCGCCUGGCGAUGACCAGGAAGUACGACAUCGGUGGGUUCUGCAACGGCAUCCUCGCAGGCCUGGUCUCCAUCACCGCCCCCUGCGGGAACGUGGAGUGCGGCAGCGCCUUUGGCAUCGCCAUCCUCGGAGCCUGCGUCUACCAAGGAGCCUCCUCGCUGCUCCAGAAGCUCAAGGUGGACGACCCCAUCGACGCCUUCGCGGUGCACGGCGCCGCGGGCGCCUGGGGCGUGCUGGCGGCGGCCCUCUUCGACUGGGGCAAAGACAUGGACUUCCAUCACGGCUGGAGCGGCUUCGGGUGCGUGGCAGGGGAGGACGGGAGCUGCGUGUCCGGCGCCAACGGAGACGCCCUCGCGGCAAACCUUCUGGAGGUGGUGAUGAUUCUGCUCUGGACCGCUUUCUGGACCACGGCGAUCAUGUUGCCGCUGCGCUUGGCCGGCCUCUUGCGGGUCUCGGAUGAGGACCAGGAGUCCGGCAUCGAUACCGUGAAGCACUCCCCCACCAAGGCCUAUAGCAUCGAGGUGACAGCGGCGGACAAGGCGGAGAUCAGCCAGGGCACGCCCAAGGCCUUCAUCUCCAACCCGCAGGCCCCGUCGCCGCCCAUGGAGGCAGCACCCAUGGCGCCCGAGACGGAGCCCUAGGAGCGAAUACGAGUGAGAGAUGUCAAAGUUACGAGUUGGCGUGCUCCGCAAAGCGGCGUUUGAGAAAUGGUGAUACCAAUGGCAUCUGAAUGGU